UCAAUAGAAAAUAAGCAUUUUACUCUCAAAUUUCCAAAGUCUGUCCAGACAUUACAUCAUUAAAUGUAAAUUGAUGCGAUACAAUUUAUAUUAUCUGAAUAAUUAUACAAAUGACAUACAUUGAUAUUAUUGUAAUGACAUGCAUUUAGAUUCAGCAGACAUUUAGGUUUACAGAUAUCCCCUUCCCUCAAAUGAUCCAUUAAUUCAAGUUUCACUAUAGAUAAAUUACUGCAUGGUAAAUAGAAAUUAUAUAGUAUUCCAUCUGGGAAAGAUUUCUGAAAUGUGAAGGGCAGGUUCAGAUGCUACCCUCUUUAUUUUCCAAAAUGGUCUGUAACACCAUGCAAACAAGAAAUUAAGCAAUGUUAUUUUUCACAAAUUGCAUCUGAAGAAAAAAAAUGACAUGGUAGAAUAUUGGAAGUAGGAAGCGAAUACUGCAUGUAUGUAGUAUUGCAUACAGCAGACAAUCAGAAAGGCUAAUAGAGUUCUAAGAAACAAAGUCUCCCUAAUAUAUAUUCACAUUCUUACCGUCCUAACUGCCCAUGCACGUACUCUCCGCAUGCGCCCUCAAACUGCGCCCGAGGUAAACUUUGCUGCAUUGUAUUAGGCUUAAUUUCUUAUGUCAAUCCUCUACAUAGGAGCAAAGCUGCAACUGCCGAACCACAAUAAAAGCAAUUACAAUAAAACCAAACUUCAAGCCAACUUUAUAUCCAGACAUUUCUUUCCCUCAAUCUAGCGCUACUGAAAGACAAUACGACGGGGUGGGAGGAUGAGAUAAUAUAACAAUACAGUCAACUCGAGCCAAAGUCAACCGCGGGCUGACGAAAAGCAGCACCUGAAUCUACCAACCGAACUGAGCGCCUCGGCCGCUACUGCGCAAGCGCCCUUAAAAAAAAAAGAGAAAGCCCAACUGUUGAUGGUUACCGAGGAAACGGCGUUGCUUAGUUACCGGUGAUAGCGGAUCCGUCCCUACCGAAGCCUUUCGCUGCUCGACCGUCCAUCAUGAGCCUUCAGCCGGUGCAAGGCUUGCCGCUUGUUCCAGGCUCGUCCUUUCGGGACCCGACGAAAACUGCUUUUCAUCGUUCCCAAACUCUAGAUUUCAAGAAUGGUUUUGCCUUUAAGAAACUUCCAACUGUGGGGAUAGGUGGAAAUCGGCUUUAUGUAAACCAAUUGUCUCAAGCUGAACUUGAUGAAUUAUCCAACAAGAGACCCACCUUAACUUAUGGUGAACCUAAACAAGCCCCACCUGCAGAUUUCAUUCCAGCACACGUGGCUUUUGACAAAAAGGUGCUCAAAUUUGAUGGAUACUUUCAAGAAGAUGUUCCUAUGUCUACAGAAGAGCAUUUUCGCGUUCGUCAAGUGGGCAUUUAUUACUAUUUGGAAGAUGAUAGCAUGUCUGUCAUGGAGCCCAUUGUUGAAAACUCAGGGAUUCCUCAGGGCAAGUUCAUCAAAAGACAGCGUUUGCCCAAAAAUGAUCGUGGGGAUCAUUAUCAUUGGAAAGAUCUGAAUCGAGGAAUUAAUAUUACUAUCUAUGGCAAGACCUUCCGGAUAGUUGACUGUGAUCGAUUCACCCAGACUUUUUUGGAAAGCCAAGGAAUUGAAGUGAACCCGCCAGAGCAAAUGAUUUUUGAUCCUUAUAUAGAGCUACGUAAAAUGCCUCCACGUAUGUAUGUCACCCCCUCAGAUUUUGAUCAACUUAAGCAGUUUUUGGCAUUUGACAAAAAGGUUCUUCGUUUUUAUGCCAUUUGGGAUGACACUUGGAACAUGUUUGGUGAAAGCCGGAGAUUUAUUAUCCAUUACUACUUGGCAGAUGACACAGUGGAGGUGCGGGAAGUUCAUGAACGAAAUGAUGGCAGAGAUCCUUUCCCAGUGCUGAUAAGACGCCAGCGCCUGCCCAAAGUUUUUUGGGAGAAGAAAGACACCUUCCCAACCUGUGUGCUGGAGAUUUCUGAUCAGGAGGUCUUAGAAUGGUUUACCGCUAAAGAUUUUGCAGUUGGCAAACCCACUACUCUACUUGGACGUACUUUUUUCAUCUAUGACUGUGAUGAGUUCACGCGACAAUUCUAUCAGGAUAAAUUUGGCAUCACUGACUUCCAAGCAGUUGAUGUAAAGAAGCCACUCCCAGAGGAAAUCAAGCAGAUAAUUCCUCCCUACAAUGGUUAUGGUUUCCUUGAAGACUCUCUUCAAAACUGUUUCAGUUUGAUUCCACAACCCCCUAGGAAAAAUAUUAUUAAAAUGCUAGAGAAUGACCACAAAAUUUUGCGCUAUGCUGUUAGAAUGGAAUCCUCAAACCCUGAUGACAGCAAGAGACAUUUCGUCCUCUCCUAUUGCCUCGCUACUGACAUGAUAAGCAUUUAUGAACCACCUGUGCGCAAUUCGGGAAUUAUUGGUGGCAAGUACCUAUGCAAAACCAGAAUCCCAAAGCCAGGAUAUUCUACAGACGAUCCUGUUUAUUAUGAACCUGCCGACUUAACCAUAGGCGCUAUGAUAGAAGUGUUUGGCCACAGGUUCAUUAUUGUGGAUGCAGAUAAUUAUGUGUUGAAUUAUAUGGAAAGCAAUUUGGAAAGCUUCCCAGCAUCUGUUGUGCAGUCUAUGAGAAAUCAUUUUGCACCCCGCAGGGCAGCAAUAGAGGAACUAAAGAGGUUAGCUUCCAAUGAGCCUGACCCACAGGAGCUAGCUGCAUUAUUGGAGCAGAUUCAGGAACACAUGAGGCGGCAUAAUUAUCUGCCAGACAGCAGUAUGCAGGAAGCUUUCCUUCAGCAAGAUAAAGAUGGCUCAGGGCUUCUAAACAAAGCAGAGUUCUUCACCCUUUGUGACCAUUUUAAAAUACCAACUGAUGACCCAAUUUUCCAAAAGGUAAAAAGUAUGAGCUGGCAAUCUGUUCUAACUGUAAGCCAAGGCUUAUCAACAGUGAGAACAAUGAUAGAAAUGUUCAAAAGGAGGUUUAGGCUUUUGAAUUUGGAAAUGCAGGUAACGGGGUAUUAAUAGUGUAUGGGGAUACUGGUACAUCUGUCCCUUCCGUAAUUCUACCAAUAUGACUCAGAGACUGGGAUCAAUCUAAAAUCACUGUGGCUAUACAUUUGCUUUAAUUUCUUUCUUUAUAGUACCGAUAAAAAGAUAAUUGUGGCAUAACACAGAGUAGAAUACAGAAUAACAGAGUUGGAAGGGACCUUGGUGGUCUUCUAGUCCAAUUCUCUGCCCAAGCCGGAGACCCUAUAGCAUUGUGGACAAAUGGCUGUCCGAUCUUUUCUUAAAAACCUUCCCUGUUAAAUGUUAUAUGCUCCUAUAUCAUGGAGAGUUACAAUAUGGAAUGUAUCUUUAUAUAGAGAUUUCUUGUCAAUUCAUGUUGUAAUUAAUAGAUUUUUUUCUAAUUUAUCAAAGCAGUGGGAAGUUACUGCAUAUUUUCAUGAGUGCCACUUGCCCAAUUUUUGUUGGGAUUUUAGGAGUGACAAAUUUUAGAAUUCCAGAGUGGUUUGUAUUAGCCAUUUUCUGAAAUCCUUUUGUAAACUCAUAAUUUAAGUAUUAUUAAAUGACAUGCUAUUGCAGUUACGGUAACGUGUGGCAUUCCAUGUUUUUAAAAAUAGAUUUGUCUUAUUUGAGUCCCAGUACUGGUGAUUUAUUGUGUGAUAAUUGUCAUUUGCAGCACUAAUUAUUUAUCUAAAAUGUUCCAAAGUCUUUUCCAGAUUCUUACGUACAAGUAGGUAUGAUGGCAGAAUUUCAUUGCUAACAAUGUAGUUCUAAAACUUGACAUCAUGAGACCACGUUGUUUAGCAACAGCAAUUCUCAUCAUUAACUAAAUUAUGUUGAUCAUCAGUCAAGGGCCCACACUAAUCCAAGCCAUUCCCAUCUUGAUCACUCUCAGCCCCAGGUCUCAGUUCUUUCAAGGUAAGGGACUCCCUACCACUUCUCCCAAAUGCCUAUUCCCCCAAUCUCUGCCUUCUGGGUCAGCCUGUAUUGUGGGGUGGCAAGCAGCUUCAGAACCUCACAGUUGUGGGACUACUUGCUAUGUUGCAGCUCAGAGGCUGCAAGAAAGCGCUGAGCUGCAGCCACCUUGGGAAGCCACAGCCUGACCCAGCAAUGUGAUGCAAAGCCCCAGCUACCCCAAGAAGCUUCACCACCCCAGCUUAAGGGACCCUGCAUUCAGAAGCUCCUGGUGCUGUAGCUAAACUUUGCUGUCUUCCUGCUGCUGACACAUGCCUGGUCACUUGAGGCCUUCUUGCCCAGGUCUCGCAAGGAUACUGCAACGUGUGACAUUGGGAAAAGCCUCAUGUGGCCAUCAGCAACAACCUUGCAAAGGCCAGGCAUGCUAGAUCAACAGUGGGAGCAAGAAUAUGGUAAAAUUCAGCUAGGGUGGUGGAGCCCACAGUGGCUGGGGCUAUGGAGAACAGGGAGUCAAAAAGGCAGAAAUGGGGAAGAUAGGUGGAUGAUGGAUGUUAAAGUGCCCCUGCAGUUGUGGGGGUGGGCUGCUAAACCCCUGAAUUUUGAUCACGGGUCAAAGGGGGGCCCUGCAACAGCCAUAACUUCAGAGACCUGAUAUAUAAUUAUUUGCUCAGCACUGCUGCAACUUCAAACAGUCAUUGAAUAAAUCAUCAUAACUCAAGGACAAGAUGUAUUUAACUUAAUGGAACAUGUUCAUUACAAAUCCUAUUGUUAUUCGUUUUCAUUUCAGUUUAAAAGAACAUUGAUUGUCCCUGAUUUUUUCCCACUUUAACAAGUAUGCUUAAAUAUCAGAUUGUAUUUGAAUAGCAGGGACUUUGUUUGGAUUUUGUAGUAAGUAAUAGAUUUGAAAACGAAAUUCUCUGAGUAAAAUUGCAUUAUUUCUGUACUUGAAAGGCAGCCAAUUGUUUCCUUCUCCCAAUAGCAUAUUAUGCCUGUGUUUUCACAUACCCCAUCCAGCAAUUUAAAAAAAAAUAGAAAAGGAAAGCCUCACUUUUAUUUUGUUCUAUUCUGAAGAUUAAAAUCAAAAAUCUUACUACUGCAGAUUAACUGUGCAUGUUCUUAGGACAUAUGGCAAUUUUUUAAAAAAAUGAAAGUACAGCAUUUGCAACUUUUCAUUGGUUUCUCUCUCUCUUUUUUUUCCAGCUUAUUAAGAUGUGUUCUCAUGGGGAAAAUCAGAUAAGAUACCCUGACUUCCUCAAAGCUUU
Molecule: messenger RNA, 5141 nt
Organism: Thamnophis elegans (Western terrestrial garter snake)
Lineage: Eukaryota; Metazoa; Chordata; Lepidosauria; Squamata; Natricidae
Gene: EFHC1
Product: EF-hand domain containing 1
Exons: 10
Coding region: 1000-2982 (660 amino acids)
Biological process (GO): cilium-dependent cell motility; mitotic spindle organization; mitotic cytokinesis
Cellular component (GO): mitotic spindle; axoneme
Molecular function (GO): alpha-tubulin binding; calcium ion binding
Source: RefSeq, a predicted model, not a curated record